GGCUGGGGAGCGGCCCGGGACGGGCGGGAUCUGCGCGGCCCCUCAGCCCAGGAGCCGGGCCUCCUUGGUCCUGGAUCUCCCAGGCGCAGGAGACAUGGCCGCUCCCCGCGACGCCGAGAUCCGGGAGUAUGUACAGACCUACUACGGGCAGGUGCUGAAGAAAUCUGCAGACCUCCAGACCAAUGCCUGUGUCACCGCAGCCAGGCCGGUCCCCAAGCGCAUCUGGGAAGCCUUGCAAAAUGUACACGAAGAAGUAAUCUUGAGGUAUUAUGGCUGUGGUCUAGUCAUCCCUGAGCAUCUAGAAAACUGCUGGAUUUUGGAUCUGGGCAGUGGAAGUGGCAGAGAUUGCUAUGCACUUAGCCAGCUGGUUGGUGAGAAGGGACACAUCACUGGAAUAGAUAUGACCAAAGAUCAGGUGGAAGUGGCUAAAAAGUAUCUUGACUAUCACAUGGAAAAAUUUGGCUUUCAGGUGCCCAAUGUGACUUUUAUUCAUGGCUGCAUUGAAAAAUUGGGAGAGGCUGGAAUCAAGAAUGAGAGUUACGAUAUUGUUGUAUCAAAUUGUGUUAUUAACCUUGUGCCUGACAAACAACGAGUAUUGCAGGAGGUGUACCGAGUACUGAAGCAUGGUGGGGAGCUAUAUUUCAGUGACGUCUAUGCUAGCCUUGAAUUGCCAGAAGAAAUUACAACGCACAAAGUUUUAUGGGGUGAGUGCCUGGGUGGUGCUUUGUACUGGAAGGAUCUUGCCAUUCUUGCCCAAAAAGUUGGGUUCUGCCCUCCACGUUUGGUCACUGCCAAUCUCAUUACAAUUCAGAACAAGGAACUAGAAAGAGUUAUUGGUGAUUGUCGUUUUGUUUCUGCAACAUUUCGCCUCUUCAAAUGCCCUAAGACAGAACCAACCAAAAGAUGCCAAGUUAUUUAUUGUGGAGGAAUCACAGGACAUGAAAAGGAGCUAAUAUUUGAUGCAAACUUUACAUUUAAGGAAGGUGAAAUUGUGGAAGUGGAUGAAGAAACAGCAGCUAUCUUGCAGCAUUCACGAUUUGCUCAAUAUUUUCUGAUCAGGCUUCUUGGAGAGAAGUUGCCAACCUCUGGAGGCUCUUUUGCUUUAGAAUUAAAGGAUAUAAUCACAGACCCAUUUAAGCUUGCAGAAGAUUCUGACAAUACGAAGUCCAUAUGUGUCCCUGAGGUUGCCGGAGGCUGCUGUGGCACAAAAAAAUGCUGCUGAAUCUACAGCCUACUAAGAGACCAUCUGGAUCAGAGACUAAGGAGUGAUUUGCAUAAGAAAUAAUAAAUGGCAGAAAGCCACCAUGGUCUAGAUCACUGAUAAAAAUAAAUGAAUUGAUUUUAGGAAUUAUUAAUUAAAGGUUCACAGCAAAUCACUUGAAGACUCGUUAAGUAGAUUUUUUUCUAUUUCUUAACAGAUUCAUUGUUCCAGUGCCAUUUAGUGGGAAAUGGAACUGAGAAGCUAUCUUAAGGCUUGGUCAAGGGGCAAGAAAAUCUUCAGAAAUGAUAGUUGGUGGAGGA
Molecule: messenger RNA, 1521 nt
Organism: Otolemur garnettii (small-eared galago)
Lineage: Eukaryota; Metazoa; Chordata; Mammalia; Primates; Galagidae
Gene: AS3MT
Product: arsenite methyltransferase
Exons: 11
Coding region: 95-1222 (375 amino acids)
Biological process (GO): toxin metabolic process; arsonoacetate metabolic process
Cellular component (GO): cytosol
Molecular function (GO): arsenite methyltransferase activity
Source: RefSeq, a predicted model, not a curated record